Messenger RNA from Pseudovirgaria hyperparasitica, 1406 nucleotides. RefSeq lists its product as uncharacterized. The record is from RefSeq and is a predicted model, not a curated record. The coding region runs from base 431 to 1324 and encodes 297 amino acids. NCBI's taxonomy places the organism in Eukaryota, Fungi, Ascomycota, Dothideomycetes, Acrospermales, Acrospermaceae. The transcript is spliced from 2 exons.
AAUACACACAUUUUCAGCCUCAAUUUAUAAAAAGAAGCACAAGCUUUUCAUUCGUGAACGCGCUAACAGUAGGAUAUCGAUGGGCACGCUGACAAAGUAGCGUGAACGAUCUCAAGGGGUAAUAGUGUGUGUGUGCUGUGGGGUCUUCUGCUGGACUGGACAGCUGCUUGCGCCUGCACUUGAACAAAACGCUUGAAGCCGCACACGGUUUGUGCUGCUGAUCUUCCGACAUCUUUACUCACCCUUGAUUGUGAGGGUGGUAUGCAAAGCUGUGCGCCAAAGCUGUGCGCCAAAGCUGUGCGCCAAAGCUGUGCGCCAGAGUGGUCAACCCUGUAUUCGCAAUACAAACAAACAGUGACAGAAGAAGAACCUCCUUCAAUCUAGCAGCUCACACCGAAUUUAAGCCACGAGCGUCGACGCAUAUUGCAAGAUGCCACCGAAGUCAACGCCAACAUUCGAAUUCGUGUCUGUCAAUCCAAAGGAUGCUGCUGUCCGUCGACUCGACCCGGACGCCAUGUUCCGCGUGCGCCGACAAGCCAUGGUCGUAGCUUAUCGCGGCCGAGACAAGACAAAUCUACAAGUCGCUACUAAGAAAGUUCCAUCACUAACAAAAGCCUGCGAAACGCAUCGAUGGCUUGCAACUGAGCAAGGAGCGUUCAAGUCAAAGCAAGUCAAGCGAAAAAGAAAGCCUCUCGUACAUCACCUACGUGAAGACCAGGAGCAAGAGUUUGAAAUGGCACUGGAUCCUCUUCUAACUCUCAGCGUGACGGAUUACGCUGCUCUUAGGAACGAGUUUGGGGUGGACAUUGUCAGUCUUGCCGUGCUUGGAGAGCUUGAUGUCGGGUUAUUCGCGUUCGAUUCAUUGAACAAAAGACCCGGUCGAAUCUCGGAGGUAUUGAGUCAAGGACACUCAGAAUCGUGGCUGAGGCAUCUUCCAAGUCACUAUGGGUAUUGUGAGUAUCUUGAUGAUGCUAUCCGUUGCGUCUCUGCUCGACUGAAUCAACGUAUUGCUGGGACCGUAAAUGAGGUUGUUGUCUGGAGAUUGUAUGGAAAAGCACUGCGGAGCUUGCAGAACGCGAUCGAGUCACCUGGUGGUUGGAUGAAUACUAAUGUGCUAUAUGCUUCACACUUACUGGCAAUGUUUGAGUUGCUUGCCCCUGGUCAAAGGUAUAUCUCGGAUGGCUGGAACCGACAUAGGACCGGGACUAUACGAUUACUUGAGUCGAGGGGCCCGGAGCAUUAUAGCACAUCAUUCGAUCGAGCCAUACUGCGAGCGCAAGCGAUGUCAGUGGUAAGUGAUCGACGAUCCUGUUCUAGUCGUUGACCCUCGCUAAAAUUAACUAUAGCCGAUCGAAGCACUGGUGAACCCACGUCAGAGUUGCUUCUUUGGUACUUCACGAUGGCGA